Archocentrus centrarchus (flier cichlid) is the source of this 564-nucleotide messenger RNA. It is a transcript of the gene pfdn1, whose product is annotated as prefoldin subunit 1. Gene Ontology annotation, cellular component: prefoldin complex; cytoplasm. The transcript is spliced from 4 exons. Gene Ontology annotation, molecular function: protein folding chaperone. The record is from RefSeq and is a predicted model, not a curated record. The coding region runs from base 102 to 470 and encodes 122 amino acids. NCBI's taxonomy places the organism in Eukaryota, Metazoa, Chordata, Actinopteri, Cichliformes, Cichlidae. Gene Ontology annotation, biological process: protein folding.
CGAUAAAUAAAGCUUAAAAAAAAAACAAAAAAAACACACACAGCGAAGAAGAAGGAUCUCACGCAUGCGCAGUGUGUGCAUAGAGCCGGGAGCUGGAGAAGAUGGCGGCGUCCGUAGAUCUGGAGCUGAAAAAGGCGUUCUCCGAGCUGCAGGUGAAGAUGAUUGACACGCAGCAGAAAGUCAAGAUGGCCGACCUGCAGAUCGAUCAGCUUACCCGUGUCCAGAAGCACGCGAAGCUGACGCACGCUGAGAUCGCCACACUGCCUGACAACACGCGACUCUAUGAGGGCGUUGGACGCAUGUUCAUCCUUCAGUCCAAGGAGGAGAUCAAUAACCUGCUGACAGACAAACAGAAAACAGCUGACGAGAAGAUCAAAGAGCUCGAGCAGAGGAAGGUGUACCUCGAACGCAGCGUUAAGGAAGCUGAAGACAACAUCAGAGAGAUGCUGCUGUCCAGGAGAGCGCAGUGACCACCAUCAUCAUCAUCCCCAUCACAGACUGUAACACACUCACAGACAGCUGUGUUUCCUGUGUGAGUUUUCCACAAUAAAAGCUUGAAGCUGC